AUGACAUUAUCUGACUUGGUGGACGAUUACGCCAGAAUUAUCAGAAACUGUGUUGUCUGCGUCAGAGACAAGGCUCGUGUUGGAAAUCAAAUCAUGGGAGAAUUGCCUCCUAGAGUUUCGCCUUCUCGUCCAUUCUCUCAUAUGAGAAUGGAUUAUGCGGGUCCGUUUUUAGUUCGUUCAAGUUCAGGCCGCGGAUCUAAAUCUCAUAAAGCAUGGAUUGUGGUUUUUGUCUGUUUUGAUGUCAAAGCUAUUCACUUAGAGCUCGUCGAUGAUUACACAUCAGCUGCAUUUCUCGCUGCUUUCAGGCGCUUCACAUCACGUCGGAGCUUGCCAACUGAUUUAUACAGCGAUAAUGGAACCAACUUUCGCGAAGCCGAUCGCGAAUUAUCACAUACUUUUCGGCUCGUUAUGAAAGAUCCAGUAGCAGCAACAGUAUUAGCAGUAUCAGCAGUACCAGCAGCUUCAGCAUAUACAGCAGCAUUAGCAGUACUAACAGCUUUAACUACAGCAUCAUCUUCUCGUUUGAUAGAUAUUAAAACAAUGGACUUCCAAAAAGUCAACGCCACUGGUCGCAUGGAGAGAUUUCUACCAACGAAGCCGCUUUCUGAAUUGACUGUGAAUGAGUUAUACAACGUAACUAAAAUAAACAAGGUGCAGACGAAAUAUGGUUCUAGGAUUGUAGUAGACCUGGAUGCUACAUUUACCACUUUUCUACCGGCAAGGUUUUCAAAACUUUUUGAAGAUGACCCUACCUCCUUCACAAUGAUGGAAGAGGCCGUGCAAUCGGAGAAGUUGCGAUUAAAGUAUAUUGAUGGUUUUCACUUUUAUAACGUCCAGGUAGUGAAUUCCAAGCACAAGGUGGUUCAAAAAGGUAAACUCUUGGUUGAGCAUCUGCCUCCAGAGGAACUAUAG
Messenger RNA from Leptopilina heterotoma, 912 nucleotides. RefSeq lists its product as uncharacterized. NCBI's taxonomy places the organism in Eukaryota, Metazoa, Arthropoda, Insecta, Hymenoptera, Figitidae. The record is from RefSeq and is a predicted model, not a curated record. The coding region runs from base 1 to 912 and encodes 303 amino acids. Gene Ontology annotation, molecular function: nucleic acid binding. The transcript is spliced from 5 exons.